Messenger RNA from Alligator sinensis (Chinese alligator), 453 nucleotides. RefSeq names its product L antigen family member 3 (gene LAGE3). Lineage: Eukaryota; Metazoa; Chordata; Crocodylia; Alligatoridae. The coding region runs from base 55 to 324 and encodes 89 amino acids. The transcript is spliced from 3 exons. Gene Ontology annotation, cellular component: EKC/KEOPS complex. The record is from RefSeq and is a predicted model, not a curated record.
CGUUCUGUAGGCGGAGCUUUCUCUCCCUGCGGCACGUGGGGCGGAGCCGGCAGGAUGGAGGUGCAGCGAGCGCUGGAGUUCACACUGAGCGUCCCGUUCCCGUCCCCGCUGAACGCGCGGAUUGCCCACGGGGCCCUGAGUCCUGACCCCGAGCCCCGGAAAGGGGAGGUCAGCAAAGAACUGACAGUGGUGGAGAACUUGCUGCACGUGCGCUGGCGGGCGGCCGAGGCGCGGCUCCUGCGCGUCUCCAUCAGCUCCUUCCUGGACCAUCUCGGCCUUGUGGUGGAAACCAUGGAGCAGUUUGGGCCUCCUGUGCCCCGGUGACCUGCUCCUCUCAGGAUACAGGGUGCGUGCACCCCCCACCCCAGCAGCAGAUGCCACCGCCACAGCCCUGCUCCCUGCUUCAGCAAUAAACUGCAGCUGAGCCCCGGCAGCUGGUGUCAGUUUGUUCAU